UGUUUUGUAUUGUGACCGAUUUAACUCAAACGGCAUACUAAACAAAGGAUAGGUUCUUUGUUAUUCAUGAGCAAGCUUAAGUUACCAGCGUCUUCAAGCAUUUCACAUAGUUGCGUAUCCUUUUAAUGAUAGUCUACUGUAAAUACACAUGGGAGCAUUACGUCACCAUAUCCUCACUGACAGAACGGUCCACGGAAGAACUAACGGGACCAACUGAGUUUGUGUGGGUGUUGUUAAUGGUACUGGGGAUUGCAACGAUUAGCCACAGAUUUCAGAGGACUGGGUUAGUCAGCAUAGGUGGAUGCUGGGGACUGGUUAACGAAGCUUCAGGUGUGAGGGGCCCACACUGGGAGACAUGAGUACAGGAAAGCCCAGCGGCCUCAAACCCCCCUCCAAGAUCAGCAGGCCGGGUCCAACCGCCAAGACUUCUCCCUCCUCUGCUGGUCCCAAACCGGUCCCUCCAACCAGCAGUGGCUCUCCAGGCCCUCAGGACUCACCCGGGGCCGGGGCCGGGGACUUUCAUGUCGGCGAGCGUGUUUGGGUGAACGGGAACAAGCCUGGCUAUGUGCAUUUUGUGGGAGGAACCCAAUUUGCGCCCGGCCAAUGGGCGGGCAUCGUUUUGGAUGAACCCAUCGGUAAGAACGAUGGUUCUGUGGCAGAGGUACGCUACUUCCAGUGCGAUGAUCAACGCGGGAUCUUCACCCGCCCCUCCAAGCUGUCCCGAACCCCAGUGGCGGAGCCAGAUGCCAAUGGUGCCCCGUCAAAACCCAAGCAGGCUGCCCCUGCUGCCAGUGCCAGCGUCAGCGCCAGUGCCGCUGCCCCUGCCCCUGGUACUGCCACGCCUGCCUCUGGGGCUAAGGGCCUGAGACCCAGUGAGUCAGUCUCCAAUCUGUCUGAGACGGACUCAACCAAGGCGAAACGAGUACUGAAGCUGGGGGACAGAGUCCUGGUGGGUGGAACUAAGGCGGGUGUAGUGCGUUUCCUGGGAGAGACGGACUUUGCCAAGGGUGAUUGGUGUGGAGUGGAACUGGACGAACCACUGGGGAAGAACGAUGGAGCUGUAGCUGGUGUCAGGUAUUUCCAGUGCCAGCCCCGAUACGGGCUGUUUGCUCCCACACACAAGGUGACGCGUAUCGGCUUCCCCUCCACCACGCCGUCCAAAAGCGCCACCAGGAGGGCCGGGCUCAGACGCAGCCCCAGCGGCUCUUCAGCCAGCUCUCUCAGCUCGCUCGCCUCCUCUACAGGGGGCAAACCCAGCAGAGCAGGCCUGCUAACGGAGACGUCAGCGCGGUAUGCCCGUAAGAUCUCGGGCACCACGGCCCUGCAGGAGGCUCUGAAGGAGAAGCAGCAGCACAUCGAGCAGCUGCUGGCCGAGCAGGACCUUGAGAGGUCAGAGGUCGCCAAAGCAACCAGUCACGCUGGGGAGGUGCAGCAGGAGAUGGCGCUCCUCAGGCAGGUUCAGAAACAGUAUGUGGUUGAGAUGGAGGCUAAGCUGGACCAGCUGAGGAGGAUGGUGGAGACUGCAGACAGGGAUAAAGUGGAACUCCUCAAUCAGCUGGAAGAGGAGAGGAGGAAAGUUGAAGACCUUCAGUUCAGUGUAGAAGAAGCUUGCAUUACCAAAGGUGACCUUGAGACGCAGACCAAACUGGAGCAUGCCCACAUAAAGGAACUCGAACAGAGCCUGCUCUUUGAAAAGACCAAAGCUGACAAACUCCAGAGAGAGUUAGAAGACACUAGGCUGGCCACAGUGUCAGAACGCUCACGCAUCAUGGAGCUGCAGCAGGAGGUGGUGGACCUGCAGCAGACACUAGCAGCCGCACACGCCGCUGGAGGCCCAGACUCUCCACCCGCUCAGGAAAAAAAGGUGAAGGAGCUGUCUGGCGAGCUGGAGGGGAAACAGAGGGAGGUGACGUCCCUCCAGCAGAGGCUCAGCUCAGCAGAGCAGGAGAGGACCUCCCUGCAGGAGCAGCUUAGCAACUUGAAAGAAAAACUUGAUGCAGCUUCCCUAGAAAACCAGAAGACUGCCAAAAGUAUGCAAGAGCUGGAGCAGAGCCUGACUGAGGAGCGGGAACAGAGGGAUCAAGAAGAGGAGGUGCGGAAAGAGGAGCACCAGCAGGAGGUGAAGCAGCUGCAGGAGAAAGGACAGACAGCAGAGGAGGAGCUGCAGAAGGCACAGGCCCAGGAAAGCGAGUCGGUUAAGAGCCUCUCACAGUCCCUGGAGACCAUGACUCGGGAGAAGGAGGAAAUGCAGCAGCAGCUGGAGGCUCUGAAACAGAAGAACUGUGAGUACCAGCAGGAGCUCUGCCUCUCGCAGGAGAAGCUCAGUGUGGAGAGCCAGCACAUCGGGAGCCUGAGCCAAGAGAUUGAGGAGUUGAAGCUCGCCACCAACCAGAAGAGCCAGCGUCUGGCGGCGCUCCAGGAGGAGAACGGGAAGCUGGCCCACGACCUCGACCUGAAUCGGCACGAGGACCAUGCCCACAAGAAGCUUGAAGAUAAUCUCGCCAACAACCAGCUAGAGAACUCGGAGAGGGAUAACUCCAGUGCUUUAAAGAUGGACAAAGACAAAGAGUUAGAGACACUUCGAAAUGAGAUUGCCCUGCUGCGUGGGGAGCGUGCCAUGGCAGAGACGCUGCGCUCAGCUGUGGAGACCCUGGAGAAGGACAAAUCCCAGCUGCAGAACCGAGUCCUCAGCCUGGAGCAGCGGCUCUCUGAAGAACCAACAGCAGGGGGCGACAAAACACCCUCAGGUGAUGCAGCCCUUGACCAGCUACGGGAGGAGAAGGAGUUUGCUGAGGGACAGAUAAACUUCCUGAACUCGGUCAUCGUGGACCUCCAGAGGAAGAAUGGGGAGCUGAAGGUGAAGCUGGAGAAGAUGGUCUUGACCGAGUUCAAUGGGAAUGACGAGGACGAAGGCUUAAGAGAAAGGAAGUCCAAGAAAAAGGACCAUCCACGGGUGUUCUGCGACAUCUGCGACUGCUUCGACAAGCACGACACGGAGGACUGCCCCACCCAGGCCCAAUCGCCCGACACGCCCCCCCACACCACCUACCACGGCCGCCUGGGGGACCGCCCCUACUGUGACAUCUGCGAGGCAUUCGGACAUGCUACGGAGUCCUGCAACGACGACCAAACUUUCUAGAACAUUCCGUUUAAAGUACACCAUUCCUGCCUGAGAUCAGGCACCGCACAUUCCGUUUCCUUCGGAAUUCCUAUUUUUCUAUGUUCUUUGUACGUAUGUGUGUGUCCUCGUCAUAAUUUCCUUACUAAAAUAUCCACGUCAGAGAUUAACCCAUAAUCUUUCCCGUUCAACUCAAGGUUGAAAAUGCGCAGGAAGCUUUGCUGCUUGUCUCAAAGGAAUUGAUAUUUUUGUGUGUCCUGUACUGUAACUCAGUACUGUGUAACUAUGACUUCCCAGUGAAAUCAGAUACAUAAACGCACGUGUUCCACAUAAAACAGCCACAGGAAAAACUAGAUUCGCGGAGCCAGAUGUAUAUUACAGUACAGGUCUCGGGACAACCACGUCAAAACUUGGUCCAAAUGAGGAUGGGAACAAUUAGCGUGUUUAGUUCAUUUGAAUCAUUCCAAACCAAUCCAAUGCCUUGCGACGGUGGAGCUCAAACAAGCAAAGUGAAAGUAGAUUCAAACAGAUUACAGUAAAGGUGAGUUGUGCUUUUGUCACGUCGUGGGCAGAUUUUACAAGGAUAGCUAGCUCCCAGCAGUAACAGCUAAAUUAUGUUUCACAAGCAAAGUUCCGGAGGAGCCCAGCACGGUGAUUGACAGAUGUCACAUCUCUUACUUCUGUCAUUUGAAGAGAUUUAUAUCACUCUUACCCUCCAGUCACGUUACACACGCCAGUGAACUCACGAAACCAAAACUCAAACAUGUUGUCUCCAGACGAGUACUCCGGGCACACCUGCCAAAGUGACACCUGACCCCGCAACACCACAUGAAAACUGACAUCUUUCAAAGAGCAAAUCAUGCUGUAUCUAGAUCUAGAGGUUCCAUAGUGUCGGCCACACCAGCCAAUAAAACGUAUUGCACUGCUCACUUUAAUCCUUUAUGCAUUCAAGCACUCCCUUUUAACGGUCAUUCUACAAAACUAUUUAAGUUAUACUUUUUAUAUGAAAUGUAAAAAUACUUGUUAUAUCAUGUUAUGUGUUAUGUUAUCUCUGCAAGACACCAGUUAUCGAAGCACACAUUUGGAUCAUAUUGUAUCUGUCAAGUAUGGGAAAGCUGUAAAUUUGAUAAGAUAAACAAAUGAGAUUUGUUCGUUUUUAAAGCUGUGGUAUGUGAUCUCUACUUUCUUCCAUCUUUAUAUAUGAGGGCAGUACAUACUGAUAAACAUUUUGCCAGUUUAGCCAUUUUGAAAACAAUUACAGCAGGUUACUAGAAGGAUUCAUCCACAUAUUUUAGCAAUUAUUUUGGCUUACACAAUGUCUAUUCAAAAAGAUGGGAGCUUUUGAGAGAUUUUAAAAGGGAGUUUUUUUGUCAUUGUUAGUUUGCUAUAACCUUUACCAGAAAUCACAUACUGCAACUUUAAAAUACAGCUGCAUUUUGGAAGGAAAUUGCACAUAUGGUGCCAUAGGACUGAAAUUAUUUAACAUAUAUUUUCAGAUUAAUUCUGUUUGUAUGAUAAUGACGACAUUAUUUGACACUUGUAUUAGCAGCAUUUAUUCACAACGCUUUGUGGACUUUCUACAUACAAUUGUGAUGGUCUUUAGGUAGUGCACUGUUUUAUGUACUGUUAACUUGUACUAAUUCAAUAUAUGUAAUAUAUUGCAAA
Clupea harengus (Atlantic herring) is the source of this 4783-nucleotide messenger RNA. RefSeq names its product CAP-GLY domain containing linker protein 1b (gene clip1b). Gene Ontology annotation, biological process: cytoplasmic microtubule organization. NCBI's taxonomy places the organism in Eukaryota, Metazoa, Chordata, Actinopteri, Clupeiformes, Clupeidae. The record is from RefSeq and is a predicted model, not a curated record. Gene Ontology annotation, molecular function: microtubule plus-end binding. Gene Ontology annotation, cellular component: nucleus; microtubule plus-end; cell cortex.